Molecule: messenger RNA, 907 nt
Organism: Colletotrichum navitas
Lineage: Eukaryota; Fungi; Ascomycota; Sordariomycetes; Glomerellales; Glomerellaceae
Exons: 2
Coding region: 93-803 (236 amino acids)
Source: RefSeq, a predicted model, not a curated record
CCGAGACAGCCAGCUCUGGGUCACCCACAGGGGCAUUUGCUCUGUUCAACCUUUGCCAGACCUUGCGCAAACAAGCCGCCUCAAUCGAGGCAAUGCUCCGUUCUGCUUGCUUGCCUUCUCGACGCCCUCCUCAUGCAUACCGGGUCCCUUUCCACCGGUACCUCAACAGCCUCGGCCUCAUCUCUCAUCCAUUGCUACUCGCCACGAUCGCCAUGUCCGUGACCAUUGCCAACCAGCACUCCGGGAGGUACCACACCGGCCACCAACCGUUGUCACCAUCGUUUCUGCGUAUCGACACGGUCCGUCAUUUCUGGGUUCGUACUUUGAACACCGCCAGCAGCCACCCCGACGUCCCUCGAGCCGUUUACCUGUCGGGCCGUUGCACACCGACGUUGCAAUACUCUUCGGGGUACUUAGGUAGGACAUGGCUAUUGAGCGGUGCCUUCACCUGUAGGGCAUCAAUCGAUCAGCAUGGGCAUCGGGACGAAGUUGAGCAUAUCGUGCCUAGAUUCCCGGCCACGUUGGGGUCUCAGAUGCUGGUGAGACAAAUCCUCCUUUUGUCCUGUUGUUUUAAAAGGGGGGGGGGAACGGUUCCAUACCUUUCUAGUGACAUGGCUGCAUCCCAGGGCCGCUGCUCAUCCUCCCACCUGCGCCCGCUAACCGAGUCGGCGGUUCUGGCCGCUAACGACGGGCCAUUGCAGUCCACUUCCGCACGCGGCCGUCGGCGGGUUCGUGCUUCAUCUGUCUGUCAUCGAGGCGCACCACACGUAUGCUGUGCGGGCUGGCGUCAAAUCAACCUCUAGUGCCUGCAGGGCUGUCCUGGUGUCCGAGUUUGUCGAUCCCGGGCAGUGACGGUCUCUGUUGAUACCUGCAAGACAGGUCAAGCUAACGGGAAGGGCACGAGUCA